This is a messenger RNA of Theobroma cacao (cacao), 3490 nucleotides long. The record is from RefSeq and is a predicted model, not a curated record. Lineage: Eukaryota; Viridiplantae; Streptophyta; Magnoliopsida; Malvales; Malvaceae.
AAUAUAGAUUUGGGUUCAUCUUUUCUGGAAUCUUAGAUUCGUCAUCUUUCCUCCACAUAAUUAUUUCCUUACACAGUUCAUCUGCUUGUUGCUGCUAUUUCUUGGUUGUGCUUGUUUCCCAAAUUUAAUAAAUACCUAAGGAUACUACUAUCAGCUCACAGUCUCCUUGAACUAGGAGAUAUUACGAUCUUUCCUUCUUCCUCAAAUUUAACCAACACCUUCUCAAGAUAAAUCGGAGCAGAACCAACCCAUUACCCUACUUGUCCAGAAAAUAAUUCAGAAGGAGAUCUGGUUGUUGCUAUUCUCUUCACAAAUUUUGAAAGAGAUCUUAGUUCCUGCUUUCACAAACUUAAUCUAAGGAUACAAGCACUAGCUCAUCCUCCACACUUUACCAGGGAGCGUAUAUGGAGUUCAUAGGGUCAAUUCUUGAAGUGGUAAAGUGCUUUGGGGGUCCAACAUGUACAUACAUAGACUAUCAUCGAAAACUUGAAGAACAGAUGAAUCAUCUUCGAGAAAAAGUGAAUGUUUUAAAUAUUCGAAAGGGAGACCUCGUAUUAAGAAAGGAUGAGGAGCUUCGUCACAGAAGAGUGGUGAGGGAAGAAGUGGAGUACUGGUUUAAAGCUGUAGAAAAGGUAAACACUGAAAUGCAAGAGAUUGAAAUGAAGUUUCGUGCUGUUUCAUACUUCUUACGUGGUCGUUUUGGAAAAUUUGUUUGUCGAAAGAUUGAAGAAGUGAAGGAAAUUCACCAACAAGGUAGUUUCCCUGACGGUGUGGCUGUUGAUGGGCCUCCAGCCACCGGGGUGAUGUUACCAACACCAAACCUAGAAGGUGAGAUCGAUGUAAAAGAGCAAAUUUGGGAGUAUUUGAUGGAUGAUGAGGUUGGAAUGAUUGGAGUAUGUGGAAUGGGUGGCAUAGGGAAAACUACCAUCAUGAAGCAUAUCAAUAAUCAAUUGUUGGAGGAAAGUGAUCGAUUUGAUAAAGUGAUAUGGGUCACCGUAUCAAAAGAAAUGAAUAUUUCCAAAUUACGAAGAGAUAUUGCACAUUCUUUGAAACUAUCUAAUCAACUUUCAGAAGAUGAAUUGAAAGCAGUGUUAAAAGAUACUUUGGAGGGAAAGAGUUAUGUGUUAAUCUUAGAUGAUGUUUGGAAACAGUUUCCUCUAUUGGAUGUGGGAAUCUUUGAAUCAACAUUAGGCAUGGGAAAGAAAGUAGUGUUCACUAGCAGGUCCAGUGAGGUCUGUAAAUCUAUGGGUUGCAAGGUGGUGGUCAAUGUGCAACCACUUUCAAAAUUGGAGUCCAUGAACUUAUUCUUAUAUCAUGUGGGGCAAAGCGUUGUACAAGAUCAAAAUUUAAAAGACAUUGUCAACAAAAUUGUUGAGCAAUGUGGUGGUUUACCACUUAGUAUUGUGACAAUAGCCGGAAGCAUGAAAGGGGUAGAAGAUAUUUGUGAGUGGAAGAAUGUACUAAUUGAAUUAGAAGAGAGGGUGGAAAGUGUGAAAGAAUUGGAUAUCAAAGUAUAUGAGCCUUUGAAGUUCAGUUAUGACCAUUUGAGAGAUCCAAAAAUCCAAAAUUGUUUCUUAUAUUGCUCCCUAUAUCCUGAAGAUUAUAUAAUUAGAAAAGUGGAAUUAAUUGAAAAUUGGAUAGAUGAGGGACUCCUUGAUGGCUUACAGACCAAAGAAGCAAUGCAUCAUAGAGGUUAUAGCAUUUUAAAUAAGCUUGAAAGUAAUUGCCUAUUAGAGAGGGCUACAUUUCUUAUUGAUGAUGAUGGAGUUAAGAUGCAUGAUGUUUUGAGGGACAUGGCGUUGUAUAUUGCAGGUCAUCAGUUCAUGGGAAAAGUAGGUAUGCAAUUGAAAGAAUUCCCAAGUGAGCAAGAAUGGACAGUGAGUGUUGAGAAAGUUUCCUUGAUGCGAAAUUCAAUAUUAGAAAUUCCUUCUCACAUAUCACCUAGAUGGCCUCAUUUAUCAACUUUGAUAUUGCAACAAUGUGGCUUACAAAAGAUUUCAGAAUCUUUUUUUAAGCACAUGCCUGGGUUAAAAGUUCUAAAUCUUUCAUAUAAUUAUUCCUUAAAGUAUCUGCCUAAUUCGAUCUCAAACUUGAAAACUCUCAAUGCAUUGGUACUCUUUUGUUGUGAUAAGUUAAAAUAUGUGCCUUCCUUAGUAGAGCUCACAGCACUAAGAAAGUUGAACCUUUUGCGCACAGCAAUUAAAGAGGUUCCUCAUGGCAUAGAGAUGUUAGAAAACUUGAGAGAUCUUCGUAUGAUGUCAUGGGCUUUAAAAGAGCUACCAGUAGGAAUAUUACGGAGGAUUUGUCAUCUCCAAUGCUUAAUGCUAGCGGAUACGUUUGUAAAGGGAGAAGAAGUAGGCCAAUUGAGGAAGCUCGAGUGGGUUUCAUGUUCAUUUCGCAACGUGCAAGAGUUUAAUAAAUACGCAGAGUGUACGCAAGGUAAAUGGCCUACAUCUUUCACUUUUCAAGUGGGGGGAUCACCUAUGCGAUGGUAUAUUGGUUUUGGGCAAUCCCCAAAUUUCAAAAAAAUUGAGAAAUGGGUUAUAUUCGCAGAUUCGGAGAUAGAGAGGUGUGAUGAUAGGGUGGUCCCACAUGACCUUCAAACUUUAACUAUUGAGAAGUACGAUGAUUUCAAAUGUUUAAACAACAUUCCUUUGUUUCGUAAGGCGACUGACUGGAAGGAAUGUCAAAUUGGGGAGUGUGAAGGGAUGGAGUGUGUGGUUGACUUGUCAUUAUCGUCUUGUGACGCACUUGACAACAUUGAGGAGUUACACCUAUUUUUGUUGCCAAACUUGCGUGAAGUUGUGAGAGUAGGAGUAGCGGUUGAAAUUGAAUCUACCUCUCAUGCUCCAACACCACCUGCCAUCUUCUCUUCUCUUAAAAAAUUCCAUAUGAGAAGUUGUUCGAGGGUGAAGAAGUUGUUUCCAGUUGAGCUGUUGAAGGGCCUCCAAAACUUAGAGACAAUUCAAGUUGAAGUUUGUGAAGAAAUGGAGGAAAUAAUAGCAUCAGAAGAAAAUCACAAAGGAGAAGGAACAACAUUUAUUCUUCCCAAAUUAAAAUCAUUAAAGUUACAGUUGUUACCAAAAUUGAAAAGCAUUUGCAGCGGGAGAGUUAUGAUUCCUGCAGAUUCUCUCCAAUAUCUUUAUAUAAUCAAAUGUCCAGAAGUAAAGAGGAUCCCUUUGUCUCUUCCCCUUGUUGAAAAUGGGAAACCAUCUCCUCCUUCUUCUCUACAAAAAAUCACAGCAUGGCCGAGAGAAUGGUGGGAAUCAGUGGAAUGGGAUCAGCCUGAUGCUAAGGAUGUCCUUUCUCCCUUUCUUCAAUAUUCUGGCUUAUAGAAUGAGAUGGAGAAGAGGUGUUUGAUUAAAUGUGGCUGUAAGGCUCCUGCUUCUUAUUAAGAACUGCAAACACUGCUUGGAGAUUAUGGGAGGAAGGAAGGCACCCUGUUGAACUUGGUGAUCAAUUCUUAGGACUAUCCUGCAACCUAUCAGAU